This is a messenger RNA of Juglans microcarpa x Juglans regia, 3201 nucleotides long. RefSeq names its product topless-related protein 3-like. Gene Ontology annotation, molecular function: protein binding. The transcript has 2 exons. Bases 1823 to 2794 code for a protein of 323 amino acids. Gene Ontology annotation, biological process: regulation of DNA-templated transcription. Lineage: Eukaryota; Viridiplantae; Streptophyta; Magnoliopsida; Fagales; Juglandaceae. The record is from RefSeq and is a predicted model, not a curated record.
AAAUUUGCUUAUGUUCGAAAAUUUUGGAGGUUUAGGGAUUUUCUCGAAGAACCUAUUAUUAAUAUAGUUUGACAAUUCUCACAGUUCAUUUCUCAAACACCUUGGAUUCGUCUUAAUUCAUUAUAUCAAUAGUCCAGUAGCCUUACAACCCAUCCUCACAUCCAUUACAUUCUUACAUUGCAAUCCAGGAACCAAACAACUGGAAUAAUGUCAUGAACCCAAUCAACUUGGAUUGGGCUUGAGGGCCUCAAGCUAAAUUGUUUUCUUUCUUUCUAUUGAGUUACUAAGCUGUCCUAGUGGCCCGUGAGCUUAUUUUGUUGUUUGUAGAAACUCGCCAAUGGCCUUCUUUUGUUGCUGGCGUGUUGUUAGUCUCUAUUCUAGGUCAAGUAUUAUAUGUAUGAGGAGGAGGGUUUGGGGGUGAUUAUUUGAAGGCCUAUUAAGAAUUCUCUUGUAUUCAUGUAGGUUAGGGUUCCUCGAAAUGCCCUAUUAUCAUUUUACAGUAAUUCAAUUACAAUUAGUUCAUCCAUUUUCUAUUACACUUUUUGAAUCCACAAGGGAUAUUUCUCCAUUCACUAUUAGGACCAUAACAAGUGGUAUUUAAAGCCAACGAUUCAUGGAGGAUGGAACACUUUUCAAGCAGCAACAAGAGAUCUUAUAGCGGCAGGUAGAGUCUCAUGAGAAGAGUCUUCAGGAGAUCAAGGAUCGCUUGAAUUAGCUGAUGGAGAUGGAAUUAAUGACAAAUCAGAACAAACUUCAUAAUCAGAAUAUCGUUAUAGAAAAAUCAGUGAGCGAACAAUCAUCGACAAAGAUGACUUCCACCUCUUCCCACACCUCACUCUUGGUAGAAUCAAGACAAGCCUAUGAGCAUAAUUCUUGUCAAAGGUUGGAAGAGAACAAUACCAUUGAUACCAUCAAUACCAUCGACCAUGUGAAGGCUGAGGUCCAAGACAAAAAGGGCACUUGGCUUGACUAGCAACGUCUCAUCUUCAACGGAAGGCAACUCAAAGAUGGUCAUUCCCUAGCCUUGGUGCAGCAGUACACAGAGGAAGCUCCUUCUCAUUCUCUGCUCAAGGCUAAUUCAGAGCUCGCUCUCACUCUCGAUGCUCAACUAAAGCUCAACGGCGAUGGCUCCACAUUUCUCGUUUCCACCUAUGUGAACCCAGCCAUGGCAAAGGGUGAGAGUCCAACAAAUGGUAUCGACUUGGGAAUGACAUACUCAUGUGUUUGUUUGGCAACAUGACUGCAAAGAGAUUGAAGCUGAUAUUACAGUGGCACUGCCCAUGGUUGAAAAGCAUACCACUGCAUUUGGUUUGAUGAAGAUUGAUGAAGAAGGCCGCAUGGUUGAGUUUGCCGAGAAUUUUACGGGCAAGAAAAUCUUUGCUCCUCAGUUGGUUGAUGCUUUGCCCAUAAAAAUUAUUUUUAAGCCCUUUGAUAGAGGAAGAGAAGGAAACCCUGUGGGAAAUAAUUGUAAUGACCAGGACACCAUGGAGCUUCUGAAAGAACCUCAUAAAUUUUUUGUAGCAAAUAAUAUAAUAGAUCAUGUCACUAAGAAGGAGAGUAAUUAUUUGGGUGAUGUGCUGGAAAAGAAUUUGGAGUGUGGAGUGGAGAGUGGGUUUGAGUGAGAAUUAGGAUGGGUCUGAAAAAUUUAUUGAAGGUUUGGUGUGCAAAGGUGAUUCCAAUGAUGCCUAUUUUUGUCUUGAUUCUUAAGCACUCUGAAGAAGAUGUGAAGUCUGGCCAAAUAGAUAUGAAUUUCGCCUAAGGGUAACCUUGGGACCUGUAGGAGAUUUGACGAUGAUUUCUCAUAUUUGCAAUACAAUCACCGAUGGGAAGCCGUUUAUGUUCACAUUUUCCUACCACACAUUUUUCUGUUACUACAGGAGACAAUGGAUUCAAGAUACUUGCAAAUGUUGUUGGCCUCAGAUCUUUUAGAGCAAUUGAAGUCCAAUCGUUUGAAGCAUUGAGAUCACCCAUUGAAUCUACUACAGAUAAGGUUUCUGGCUCUUUAGCCAUCACAAAUGUCAAUCCAGUCAAUUGUAAAGUGGAAAAAAGCUCCUCGGUCAGGCCUUCUCCAAUUCUUAAUGGCGUUGAUCUAAUGGGUAGAAGCAUGGAUAAGAAAAUAUAUGUGGAAGAUGUAACUGAUAUAACUAAACUUUGGCAAUUGUCUGAAAUUGUGGGUGUUGUCCAAUGUCGAUUAGUUACCAUGCCUAAUAGCACAGAUUCUUCCAGCAAGGUUGUACGACUUUUAUAUACAAAUUCUGGUGUUGGAGUUUUGGCACUGGGAGCAAAUGGUGUUCAGAAGCUGUGGAAGUGGACACGCAAUGAACAAAAUCCCAAGUGGAAAGGUCACCACCAGUGUUGUUCUGAAUCAUUGGCAACCAAACAAUGUCUUCUUAUGACUGAUUAUGUCUCAGGUGUCAAUCUUGAAGAAGCAGUUAUGUGUAUAGCUCUAUCAAAUAAUGACUCAUAUGUAAUGCCAACUUGUGGUGGAAAGGUUUCAUUAUUUAACAUGAUGACAUUCAAGGUAAUGACAACAUUCAAGCCACCACCCCCUGCUUCUACGGUUUUAACAUUCCAUCCUCAGUAUAAUAGCAUCAUAGCUAUUGGAAUGGAGGACUUAACAAUCCACAUAUAUAAUGUUAGUGUGGAUGAGGUUAAAUCAAAAUUGAGGGGUCACCAGAAGUGGAUUACUGGUUUGGAUUUUUUGACAAAUCUUAAUAUCCUAUUUUAUCUGGGUACAAAUGCUCAACUUUGUGUGUGGAGCAUUGACAGGUGGGAAAAGAGGAAGCAGCUCUAAGAUGGAUUGCAUUCGACAAUGGAUCCCACAAGAUGUGCUUUCAAUGCCCAUUUCUUCUGUUGCAUACUAAUGCAAUAGCCAACUGGUUUUUGCCACACUUACUGCUACUAAGGUGCAUCUUUUGCUAUUAAGUGGAAGUGAUUUAUGGGAGUAAGGUAAAAGUGCCCUUGGAGGGAGAAAAAAAGGAAGAUAUACAUACCAAGCUUAGGAAGAAGUACAAAUCAGUUUCUACGUGGUGGUUUGUUGUCAUCCUUGUGUUGAACAUUAUUCUUAUAAUGUAUGCCUUGAUGGGUUGUCCUACUGACUUAUGGCAUUGCCAAUUUCUUCACCCUCUCAAUUGGUAUCAUUGCUACCACCACAAACCAAAUGGCAAGAUUGAAUAUUAUAACAAAGUACAUUAUUGGGUA